AUGGGCCGCUACUCGGGCAAGACGUGCCGGCUGCUGUUCAUGCUCGUGCUCACCGUCGCCUUCUUCGUGGCCGAGCUGGUGUCGGGCUACCUGGGCAACUCCAUCGCGCUGCUGUCCGACUCCUUCAACAUGCUGUCGGACCUGAUCUCGCUGUGCGUGGGGCUGAGCGCCGGCUACAUCGCCCGGCGCCCCCGCGGGGGCCUGAGCGCCACCUACGGCUACGCCCGCGCCGAGGUGGUGGGCGCGCUCGGCAACGCCGUCUUCCUUACCGCGCUCUGCUUCACCAUCUUCGUGGAGGCCGUGCUGCGCCUGGCCCGGCCCGAGCGCAUCGAUGACCCCGAGCUGGUGCUCAUCGUCGGCGCCCUGGGGCUGGCCGUCAACGUGGUCGGGCUGCUCAUCUUCCAGGACUGCGCCGCCUGGUUCGCCUGCUGCGGCCGCCGCCGCCGCCAGCAGCAGCGGCAUCAGCAGCCGGCGGCCGGGGGCGGCCCUCGCGGCGUCUUCCCGGGUCCCCAAGGCGCCGAGGGCCGCUGGCACGCCGCCGCCCUGCCAGCCCCCGGCCGCGACUCGGCCGUGACCCUCCGUGUGGCCUCGGUGGACGAGAAGGGGGCGACCGUGUUCUCCAACGUAGCAGGUGAUUCCCUGACUACGCAGAAUGAACCAGAAGAGACUAUGAAAAAGGAGAAGAAGUCCGAAGCCCUGAAUAUCAGAGGGGUACUUUUACAUGUGAUGGGAGAUGCCCUGGGGUCGGUGGUUGUGGUGAUUACGGCCAUCAUAUUCUAUGUGCUUCCCCUGAAACAUGAGGACCCAUGUAACUGGCAGUGCUACAUUGACCCCAGCCUGACUGUCAUCAUGGUCAUCAUCAUUUUGUCAUCUGCCUUCCCACUCAUCAAGGAGACUGCUGCCAUUCUGCUGCAGAUGGUCCCCAAAAACGUCAACAUGGAAGAGCUGAUGAGUAAGCUCUCUGCCGUGCCCGGAAUUAGCAGUGUCCAUGAAGUUCACAUCUGGGAACUGAUAAGUGGGAAGAUCAUUGCCACUCUGCACAUCAAGUAUCAGCAGGACGGGGGAGAUCGGGAUGCCAGUAUAAAAAUUCGAGAAAUCUUCCACAACACGGGAAUCCACAAUGUGACCAUCCAGUUUGAGAAGGUGGACCUGAAGGGGCCCCUAGAGCCGAAGGACGUGCAGUUGCUCUGCAGCUCACCCUGCAUCUCCAAGGGCUGCAGCAAGCAGCUGUGCUGUCCCCCCGGGGCGCUGCCUCUGGCCCACAUCAAUGGCUGUGCCGAGCACAAUGGCUGUCCCCCACUGGACUUGUCCCGGAGUGAUGGCCUUGGGAGACGACAAACAGCAGAAGUGGCUCUUGAAGUAUCUUUGGAAGGUUGUCUGAGUGACCACGGACAAGCUCUUAGCAAAUCUCAGGAGGACUCACGUUAUAUCAACAGCACACAUUUUUAG
This is a messenger RNA of Eubalaena glacialis (North Atlantic right whale), 1449 nucleotides long. It is a transcript of the gene SLC30A10, whose product is annotated as solute carrier family 30 member 10. The transcript is spliced from 4 exons. The record is from RefSeq and is a predicted model, not a curated record. Gene Ontology annotation, cellular component: membrane. Lineage: Eukaryota; Metazoa; Chordata; Mammalia; Artiodactyla; Balaenidae. Gene Ontology annotation, biological process: manganese ion transport; intracellular zinc ion homeostasis; zinc ion transmembrane transport. Gene Ontology annotation, molecular function: zinc ion transmembrane transporter activity. Bases 1 to 1449 code for a protein of 482 amino acids.